Fusarium subglutinans is the source of this 2250-nucleotide messenger RNA. Its product is annotated as chitin synthase. Gene Ontology annotation, molecular function: chitin synthase activity. The transcript is spliced from 3 exons. NCBI's taxonomy places the organism in Eukaryota, Fungi, Ascomycota, Sordariomycetes, Hypocreales, Nectriaceae. The record is from RefSeq and is a predicted model, not a curated record. The coding region runs from base 1 to 2250 and encodes 749 amino acids. Gene Ontology annotation, cellular component: cell septum; cell periphery.
AUGGAGACUUUUCAUGUUCCAGAAGCUAGUACUUCUGAGAAGACUAGUGCCCCCCGGAGAAGCCGAACACAGCAGGAAAAGAGCCAUCCCCCUCUCCCGUCGUUCUUUACCAAGGGUCCAAACAACAAAUAUGUUCUCAAAGAUAAAGAGGGACACUUCCGUGAUGUAUCUCUGGGAGACAUCCUGGAGAGAACCAGUCAAGACGACGCAAGGUCGUCUGAUGAAAGCAUUGGCCCCUCAUUGUUCACUUCCUCCCUCUCAUACAAGUCAUCCUUUGCCCAGACAUCUGUCUCCCAGUUCUCGUCGAACCCUCCCACUAAGCCAAGCAGCCCUUCUCUUGGAGAGUCUUCUCAACAAAAAGACCUCAUAAUUCCUUGUCCAAGGCUGCCUGACCCGGUAGCUCGACAACGGGACAGCGAGUCGGUGUAUAGUAUUGAAGAUGUCUCGGUCCCGGCCGUCGACUACACUGCCACUGCCACUGCCACUGCCACUGCCACUGCCACUCAAACCUCUCCUCGCAACUCAAUCCUGAAGGAGAAUACCGCUCCUACCCCAAAGGUUGAGAUUGACUCCGAGUCUCAGAACUUGGAUGAGUACCUGAGGAAGUACGGUCAGAGGAAAGUCACUCGGCAAAAGCAUAUCAUGACUGCGUUUCUGAUUUCUGUCAAUUUUAUGUUCAUAUUUGCCUCUUGGUGGUGGCCUCGCUAUUACUAUGUUUACAUCCCAUUCAUCUCAUUCCCCCUUGUUCUCAACUGCAUCAUGAUCGCCUCCAUCAUCUGUUUCACUCUCAAGAACCUCAUCUCUGCUGAGAAGAUCAUUGAGCCGGAUCAUCUUGAGGACCUCAUCAUGAUCAUGCCUUGUUACAACGAAACCUUGGAAGAAUGUACCAAAUCCCUUGAUUCUCUGGUGGAUCAAGUUGGUAUUGACAACCACAAGAGGGGUAUCAUGGUCAUUUGCGACGGCCGUGUCCGCGGGCCAGGAAUGGAGAAAACAACAUCCCAGUACCUCAAUGAAGACAUUUUUGUCGAGCAACUCCACCGUGAGAAGAUCACCAGAGCUUAUAGAGCCUGGGAUGGUCAAGCCAUGGAUGUCGAGAUCUCAUGGGGUUACUACAAGGGCGUUCCAUUCUACUGCAUUGUCAAAGAGCAAAAUCAGGGGAAACGCGAUAGCCUCAUUGUUAUCCGCUCAUUUCUGUACAAGUUCAAUAUCAGAAACACCAACCCCACUACGAUAUUUUCUUCACAAUUCCUGCUCUCAAUGACCGACUGGCUUACACAAGAAGUCAAGGUCAGUCAAGUGGACCAUUUAAUCGGCAUGGAUGCAGACACCGUCUUUGACAAGGGCUGCAUUUCAGAGCUGCUUAAAGAAUCAAAAUACGCAAAUACCGUGGGCGUUUGUGGCUAUGUUGCAGUCGAUUUCAAGGACGGCAGUUGGAAUCUGUGGUCAAUCUAUCAGAAUGCCGAGUACACAAUUGCUCAAGGCUUGAGACGACUGCAUCAAUCCAUUGCCACCAAAAAGGUCUCAUGUCUGCCAGGAUGUUGUCAGCUGCUAAGAAUCUGCGACAUGACUUGCGGUGACAAGGUGCUGGUAGAGCUGUUUGGGUAUUAUCCUAGACCACUUGAUGGCAUGAUUACACGCAUCCGAGCCACUGCCUCUGAAGACAGAAAUCACAUAUGUCAGCUUCUUACGACUUUCCCAGAGGCGCAAACUCGACAGGCUCUGAGAGCUCGAGCGUACACGGAUGUGCCUCAUUCUUGGAGUGUUUUCUUAUCCCAACGCCGCCGCUGGACACUUGGAGCUACAAGCAACGAUUUGCUAUUGACGACAGCAAGACAUUGCCAAUGGUGGGAACGAAUCUUGGCCUUUUCUAAUGUCCUUACGUGGUGUCUCAAUGUCUUUGUAAUUGCUUCUAUCGGAUGCAUGAUCGUUGCUUUUAUGCAUCAGCCGUGGUGGAUCAUUAUGGCCUUUGCAGGCAUCAUGAUUGUACCACUCAUCUACUAUGUUAUCAUGGCUGUCUGGCUUCCUCAGUCGAUGCUGGAGAGGUUUCAGUAUCUUUUUGGCCUGUUCAUAUUCGUUGUUCUCGGACCAUUUCUGAACAUUGCAGUCAUGGUAUUUGCUGUUUUUAACAUGGAUAGCUUUGGCUGGGGUAAGACUAGGAAGGUCAUCGCUGAAACACCUGAAGACCGGGUUCAGGAAAAGCAAAGAUUAGAGGGCUCUAGCAGUGGCUCAACCUCACCACGGGCUGAAUAG